CAUAGGCGGGAAUUAAUUGUGAUAUCCGGGACGAGUCAAGUUUUUGGCGCCGUUUCAGGGAACAACGGUCUAUUAUCUUGAAAAAGUUGUUUGGUGUUAAUCUAGCUUUUAAUUUCCAAUUUUGAAAGUGUGUGUGCUUUGAUUGUGCUAGACUUGGUGUUGUUUUCUAAGUGUGUGUAGGGAGGUGCAUGGCUCGUAGCAAUCCGACACCUUUGAUACCACGUGACGAGGACAUAAAGCGAACUCUCCGACUCCUAGCACGGGACAGGGAGCUAGCGAAGGCAAGGAGGAGAAGUGAAGAAAGGGGACAACAGUUUGGUCCUGGUGCUGGUUGAGUAGAAGUUGAAUAAGUGGAAGUUGAACCCGACAAUGGAGUAGAAAUGGCGGGGAACUAAAGAGAAGCAGGAGCCGCCCAAGCUCAUAACCUAAACGAUGUGGUGGCGGAAGAGGAAUUCUCGAGGACAAUGGGAUACUAUAUGGCCCCACGGCUGGCAGACAUUCAAUCGCCAAUCCUACACCCUCCCGUGGCGGCCAACUAUUUCAAGAUCAAGCCGGCUCUAGUGACCAUUAUACAAAACAAUGCUUUGUUCCAUGGUCUUCCGAGCGAGUCAUCAAGAGAGCAUGUGCAGAGAUUCCUCGAGCUCGCGGGGAGCUUGAAAAUCAAUGGCAUGCCGGCUGAAGCUUUGCAACUGAGGCUUUUCCCCUAUUCACUUGCAGGGAAAGCAAUCCAGUGGCUAAACAACCGCCCGCCUCGUUCAAUCACCUCAUGGGACGAUCUUCUCAACAAAUUCAUGACCCGCUAAUGCCCGCCUUCGAAGACGGCUGAGUGGAGGAAGAACAUCACCUAUUUCGAGCAAGAAGUAGACGAGACCUUGAGGGAUGCUUGGGAGGGAUUCUACAAUUACUUUCUUCAAUGCCCUCACCAUGGGUUUGAGGAGCAGUUUCAGAUUGAAAAUUUCUAUGGUGGACUAAUCCAAGAAGACAAAAUUCUCAUUGACUCUCUGUGUCAAGGGAAAUUGAUGAAUAUGACUCCACCGCAAGUGACCGAAUUGCUCGAAGACAUGGCCCUCAAGGGGUACAAUUGGGGUUUGACGAGAAGCAGGAAAAGAAGUAAUGAUAGAGGAGUGAGAAGUGUGGGAGCAAGCGCUCCACUUAUGGCUCAAAUGCCGAGGUAUGAAAAGUACCUCAAAGGAUUCCUCACCAAGAAACCAAAGUUUGAAGC
Linum trigynum is the source of this 1222-nucleotide messenger RNA. The record is from the annotation of a GenBank genome assembly. Lineage: Eukaryota; Viridiplantae; Streptophyta; Magnoliopsida; Malpighiales; Linaceae.